CGACUCCGCUCACAUGACACGAAUAGGAGUCACAUGAUUUUGUUGAGGAGGACUCGGUAAGAAAAUGGCUGCGUUCUUGCAGUGGAGACGGUUUGUGUUUUUUGAUAAAGAACCGGUGAAGGAUCCGGGGGAGAAUGGGAAGAACUUCGCUCUGCCCAGCGGUAUAUCGGCCUGUGACUCCGGACGGGGACACAUCGUUCUCGGGGAUAUGGACGGUCAGAUCUGUUUUUUAACGCGCUCUCUCCAGCUCACCUCCUUCCAAGCCUACAAACUGCGGGUGACGCACCUGUACCAGCUGAAGCAGCACAGCAUCCUGGUUUCAGUUGGGCAGGACGAGCAUGGCAUCAACCCACUGGUGAAAGUGUGGAAUACAGAUAAGAGGGACAGCGGCAGUCCUCUGUGCACCCGCAUAUUCCCAGCCAUUCCUGGGAAUAAACCCACAGAAGUGUCUUGUCUUAGUGUACAUGAGAACCUAAACUUCAUGGCCAUAGGCUUUACAGACGGCAGUGUAGUGUUGACCAAAGGUGACAUCACCAGAGACAGGCACAGUAAAACACUGACCCUUCACGAGGGAAAUUGUCCAGUCACUGGUCUGGCUUUCCGCCAGGCAGGAAAAGUCACACACCUGUUUGUAGCCACCCUUGAAAAAGUGCAGUGUUACACAUUAUCAGUGAAGGAGUACCCUCGCUUGGAGCUGGACACGCACGGCUGUGCUCUGCGCUGUUCUGCCCUCACAGACCCCUCUCAGGACUCGCAGUUCAUUGUUGCGGGAGACGAUUGUGUCUAUCUGUACCAACCCGAUGAAAGAGGACCCUGCUUUGCCUUUGAUGGGCAUAAGAUUCUGGCCCACUGGCACCGGGGCUACUUACUGCUGCUUACCCGAGAUACCAAGUCACCUAACAAGCCUGACUUUGGGAGCAGAGAGACCUCUCCAACAGAAAAGCAGAUCUUGACGAUUUAUGACUUGGACAAUAAGUUCAUCGCUUAUAGUGCAGCAUUUGAUGACAUAAUAGAUGUCCUUGCAGAGUGGGGUUCGUUCUACAUCCUGACAAGAGAUGGAAACAUGUUUAUGCUGCAAGAGAAGGACACCCAGACUAAAUUAGAGAUGCUCUUUAAGAAGAAUCUAUUUGUAAUGGCGAUUAAUCUAGCAAAGAGUCAGCAUCUGGAUAAUGAUGGUCUAUCUGAGAUAUUCAGACAAUAUGGAGAUCACCUUUACAUUAAAGGUGACCAUGAUGGAGCUAUUCAACAGUAUAUUCGAACCAUUGGGAAACUUGAACCCUCAUACGUCAUCCGCAAGUUCUUGGAUGCUCAGAGAAUACACAACCUGACUGCGUACCUGCAAGCACUUCACAGGCAAUGCCUGGCCAACGCAGAUCACACAACAUUACUACUCAACUGUUACACCAAACUGAAGGACAGCUCCAAGCUGGAGGAGUUUAUUAAGAGCAGUGAGAGCGAGGUGCAUUUUGAUGUAGAGAUAGCCAUAAAGGUGCUGCGCCAGGCUGGUUACCACAGCCAUGCUGUGUUCCUGGCAGAUAAACACUUGCACCACGAGUGGUACCUAAAGAUCCAGCUGGAGGAUUUAAAGAAUUACCAGGAGGCUCUGCGCUAUAUCGGACGACUGCCGUUUGAGCAAGCUGAGACCAAUAUGAAGCGUUAUGGUAAAACGCUGAUGCACCAUGUUCCUGAGAGCACCACUGUGCUGCUGAAGAGGCUUUGUACUGACUAUCAGCCCAGCCGAGACCCCACUGAUCGGGACAGUCUGGACAGGACUGUACUGAAUAAGGCAAAUUCAGAAGAGUUCAUACCCAUUUUUGCAAACAACCCACGAGAGCUGCGAGCAUUCCUUGAGCACAUGAUUGAAGAGGAACAGUCACCACCCCAAGGAGUGUAUGAUACACUGCUGGAACUUCGGCUGCAGGACUGGGCCCAUGAACAGGAUCCCGAGAGGAAGAAGGGCCUGCAGGAGGCAGCAUUGUUACUGCUGAGGAGAGAGAACACUGUGUUUGAUAAAGCUCUGGUGCUCUGCCAAAUGCACAACUUUAAAGAGGGGGUGCUCUACCUUUAUGAAAAGGGCAAGCUGUAUCAGCAGAUCAUGCAUUACCACAUGCAGAAUGAGGAGUACUCGAAGGUUGUGGAGGCAUGUAAGACAUACGGUGAUAAGGAAGUUUGUCUGUGGGAACAGGCUCUGGGCUACUUUGCACGAAAAGAAGAAGACUGCAAAGCUUACAUUAGUGAGGUUUUGCAGCACAUUGACCAGAACAACCUCAUGCCACCUCUUCUGGUGGUUCAGACGCUGGCCCACAAUUCUACAGCAACGCUCUCAGUGAUCAAAGAUUACCUGAUUAAUAAACUGCAGAGGGAGAGCCAGCAGAUUGAGGAGGAUGAGCGAAAGAUCCGGCAGUACCGUGAGGAAACGGCACACCUCCGCUCUGAGAUCCAGGAGCUCCGCACCAGUGCAAAGAUUUUCCAGAAGACAAAGUGUAGCAUGUGCAAUAGCCCUCUGGAAUUGCCGUCGGUGCAUUUCCUGUGUGGCCACUCUUUUCAUCAGCACUGUUUUGAGAGCUACGCUGAGAGCGAGGCAGAGUGCCCCACCUGCACACCCGAGAACAGGAAGGUGUUGGACAUGCUGCGUGCACAAGACCAGAAACGAGACCUUCAUGAUCAUUUCAAUAGACAGCUGAGGAGUUCUAACGAUGGCUUCUCUGUGGUGGCGGAUUACUUCGGUCGUGGCGUGUUCAAUAAACUGACUCUAAUAACAGAUCCUCCAGGUGGCAAGGCUGGCCCUGGCAGUUUGGAAGCUGAUCUACAGAGAGAUCUUCUCAUUCACACCAAGAGAAAUGUCUGAGAAACAGGCCCUGAUUGAGAUCAAGCUUCUUAAAGAGCUGAAAUCUGCACUGGGAUCAGUUUUUGUCAUUCAUGUUCUGUUGAUUUUGUUGCAAGAAGGAGCUAAAACUGCGUCCUAUUCUGAGAUGCUUGUUCCGUAUUUGAUCUUAUCCCUUAUAAGUCAGGAGGCUUAUUCUCCACGCAAAAGUCUCUGUCUCUGAGAAGGAUGCUAAAGAAGAUGAGCAAAUGGCUUGGAAGCCUCAACUGGACCGUUUUUAUUUGAGCUGUGAACAUAACUAAUGUAUGAGCGUUGUUUCUUGUAUGCUUCACUUUGGCAGUUUACAAUGAAUAAUAUAUUGGCAUCUGGUUAUCUGUAAUUCUGUGGACUCAAUCAGGCUAUGAAUGAACGUUCAGUAGCCACUGCCUGCAGUCCGUCUAAUGAAUAUAAAGAAACGUGUAACAUCUUUUUAAAUGAACAGAAUUAACAUAAACAUGUUAACUGAUGUGGAUGUUGUGCAUGUGCAAGUCCACUACUGUGCUCAGUACUUUCUCUGUUAAAUUUGUCAAUGUCACACUAACAGCAUAAUAAUAAAGAAUGACAACACAAUAAACAAAGGGA
This is a messenger RNA of Pygocentrus nattereri (red-bellied piranha), 3445 nucleotides long. RefSeq names its product VPS11 core subunit of CORVET and HOPS complexes (gene vps11). Gene Ontology annotation, cellular component: HOPS complex; endosome. Lineage: Eukaryota; Metazoa; Chordata; Actinopteri; Characiformes; Serrasalmidae. Gene Ontology annotation, molecular function: protein binding; protein-macromolecule adaptor activity. Bases 65 to 2848 code for a protein of 927 amino acids. Gene Ontology annotation, biological process: vesicle-mediated transport; vacuole organization; organelle fusion. The transcript has 16 exons. The record is from RefSeq and is a predicted model, not a curated record.